Molecule: messenger RNA, 2186 nt
Organism: Chrysoperla carnea
Lineage: Eukaryota; Metazoa; Arthropoda; Insecta; Neuroptera; Chrysopidae
Product: zinc finger protein 260-like
Exons: 10
Coding region: 1-1851 (616 amino acids)
Cellular component (GO): nucleus
Molecular function (GO): zinc ion binding
Source: RefSeq, a predicted model, not a curated record
AUGACAUCUGAGAAUUUUUGCCGUUUAUGUGGUUUAAAAUUACCUUUAUCAUAUUUAAAAACAUUAGUCGAUUUAAAAAAUGAACAAUUGGAUACACUUAUCUCACAAUAUUUAGGCCUUAAAAUGAAUGAAACAAAUGAAUAUCCACAUACCGCAUGUAAUUUAUGCUGUAAAACUGUUUUUGAUUUCCAUCAAUUUACAUUAAUGGUACAAAGUGUUCAACAAAAGUUUCGACAAUCAUUUUCAUCAUCUGGUGCGGCUGCGGUAGACGUAUUUAUCGAUUCAAGUAUUAAAUUAGAAAAUGAAACAAAACAUACAGUGUAUCCAUUGCCAAUUGAAUCACCCAAUAAUGAUUCUAAACAUGUUAAAACUGAAGAGGAUUUUGCGGAUAAUUUUCAUAAUUUUGAUGGUUUUACAAAUGAUUUUAAUACUGAUUCACACGAUUCCGACGAUUUCAUCUUAGAACGUACAGGAAGUGAUAUUAAAUCAGUGCAAAAGAUUUACAAGAUCAUUUUAAAAAAACGACGUAAAAUACAUACAUGUGAAUUUUGUGGAAAACAAUUUAAUAAUGCUACUAAUUAUAAGGCUCAUCGUAAUUUACAUUUAGGUAUCAAACCAUUCGAAUGUGAAGUAUGUGGGAAAACAUUCCGUCUGAAAAGACAUAAAGAAGUACAUCGUAUUACAGUAUGUUCCAAACCGAAAAAACAUGAUUCAGAUAGUCAAGAUGGUGGAGGUACAACAGAUGGUGAUUUAAAAUUAGUUAUUGAUGUAGAUGAUAAUAAAUCUUCAACAAAACAACCAGAAUUUAAAUCAAAAUGGAAAUGUGAAAAAUGUGAUGAAUAUUUUCACAGUGAACAUAUUUUACAAAAACAUAUAAAAAAUGUUCAUAUUACGGAAACGCCUGAAUAUAAUUGUGAUGAUUGUAAUGAAACAUUUGAUAGUAAUUAUAAAUAUGAGAAACAUUUACGUGCUGUACACGGGAUCAAAAAGAAAAAAAAGAAAGGUUCCACAUAUAAGUGUGAUAAAUGUUCAAAAGAAUUUAAUCACAAGACUAAUUACGAUAAUCAUUUGUUAAUACAUUCUGGAAUAAAACGAUUUACAUGUGAGAAAUGCGGUCGAAAGUUUCAUUUGAAGCAACAUUUAGUCGCACAUUCGUUAACACAUUUAGAUAUAAAUAAAGCGGAUGAAGUGAAAUGUGAAACUUGUGAGAAAAUGUUUAAAAAUCAGGAUGUAUUAAAUCGUCAUUUACGCACACAUAUACCGAAAAAUGAACGUUAUAUUUACAAAUGUGAUAUGUGUAGUCAACGUUUUGAGACUAUUGAGAAGAAAGAAGCGCAUCAAAUUAAUAAACAUGAAAACGAAAAGGAGAAGGAAUCGAUUUGCGAUCAAUGUGGUAAAGUAUUUAAAAAUAUUCAUCAAUUAUCGUGGCAUUUAAAAACACACAGUGAUAUUUCACCUUAUAAAUGUGAUGAGUGUUCUAAAGUGUUUAGAAGUAAAUCUGGAUUGAAAAAACACAAAUUAAUACAUACUGGGGAAAAGCCAUUUGAAUGUGAAGUAUGUGGUAAACGAUUUCGUUUAAAACAAAUGUUGACAGUACAUUCAUCGAUACAUUCAAAUGAGCUACCUUUUGAAUGUACAGUAUGCACAAAGAAAUUCAGAAAAAAAGACUUCUUAAAGGUACAUUUACGACAGCAUACAGGAGAGAGGCCAUACUCUUGUCUCGAAUGCAAUCAUUCAUUUGCCAAUGAUUCCAACUUUAUAAAGCACUUGAAGGGGAAACAUGGUUUACGUAAUUUUUCAAUACAAAAUCAACAUCGAUAUCCAUUUACAAAUACAAAUAAUCAACAAUAGAUUUGUAUAAUAAUUUUGUAAAUAAAUUGCGAUACUCAUUAUCAAAACAGCUCUACGUUGUCUGAUAUGUAGCUCGAUCUGUUGUGCAAUCGAAUUAGGUGCUAUAGCUUAGUAAAGAGCCUGUCAGCAAAAUUUUAAUUGAAUCUGAUUUCGUGUAAUAACACAGGUAAAUAAUAUAAAACUUCAUAGUGAGUGAACCCUAUGAUCGGUUGCGUGACCAAAAAAUUAUGUCAUUGCCACAAUUGUGCCAUCAACAAUUAUAUUUUGGUUCAGAAAUUAAGUAAACAAGAAUUCAGAUAGAAUGAUAGCAAAAUUUACGUAUCAGAUUAGUUCAU